UGCAGAAGUCUUAGAGGUACUAGAAGACUAUUAAGCCAAAGGAUUCCUUUGGUACCCAUUCCCUCCAGUCUGAGUUUGUUGUAAUUGAGCCAUGAACUUGAUACAGAAUCUAUUGAAUGUAGUGAUUCCCCCAAUCACUCUAGUAUUUAUUUUUCUCAUUCUACCUUUUCUAUCUGUUUUCAAGUUCAUCCAUUUUAUUCUCAGACAACUCUUCCCUGAGAACAUGAGGGGAAAAGUUGUUCUCAUCACUGGUGCUUCUUCGGGUAUUGGUGAGCACCUGGCAUAUGAAUAUGCAAAGAAAGGAGCAUAUCUAGUCCUUGUUGCAAGAAGAGAGGAGAGCCUUAGGAAAGUCGCAGAGAAAGCAAGUAAUCUUGGUUCCCCUGAUGUGUUAGUUGUUGCUGCAGAUGUGUCACUUGUUGAUCAAUGCAAACGAUUCAUUGAUGAAGCUGUGAACCAUUUCGGCCGAUUGGAUCAUCUGGUAUGCAAUGCUGGGAUUGGUAGUUCUUGCACAUUUGAAGAUAUACCUGAUGUUACAAAUUUUUUACCUGUGAUGAAUGUAAACUUCUGGGGAUCAAUCUAUCCCACUUAUUUUGCAAUUCCUCACCUCAAAAAGUACAAAGGCAAGAUCAUUGUGAAUGCAUCAGUAGCUGGGUGGAUGAUUGCACCAAGGGCAAAUGUAUAUGCAGCAAGCAAAGCUGCAUUAAUAAACUUCUAUGACAAUCUGAGAAUCGAAGUAGCCUCGGAGAUUUCGAUAGUGGUAGUUAGUCCUGGUUUUAUAGACUCAGAGCUUACCCAAGGCAAACAGCUAACCAAGAAAGGGGAAGUUGAAGUUGAUGAUGGACUAAUAAAGGUGGUUGGAGGAAUUGGAAUUCCAUUUGUGAGUGCAGGGGACUGUGCAAAGGCUAUUGUGACUGGGGUAUGCCGUGGAGACAAAUACAUCACAGAGCCAUGGUUGUAUAACAUGCUUUACCUCUUAAAGAUCUUCUGCCCUGAGUUGGUUGAAUGGAUUUCCAUCUUGCUAUACCGUGCCAUGACUUGAGACUUGAGACUUGAGACUUGAUGAGACUUGUGAGAUAUUGGAUGCCAAUGGAUCAGGUGAAGAUUCCUUAUAUAGAUUUUAUUGGUGAAAAAGACAUCCUCAUUGUGUUUGAAGAUGUUAAAGAUCUUUCCAGUUUCCACCUCUCAAUGGGGUAAUAAAGCAUUUUAAUUAAAAAAUAAAAUGGGGUAAUAUAUAAAGCUAGUCAAAGAGACUUCACUUACCUAUACAAGAAGAUGUUGAGAUGUUCAGAGUUAAUAAAGUUAUAGUUUUAUAUCGGUUAUCUCAGACCUUGGAUUUAUCCUCAUAUACCAUUAGACUAUGUCAAACUACUAAUUUAAGUUUUGGGUUAGAUCUCCCUCCUCAAUGUUUAUUUUGUGGGCUUACUUUACUUAACAAGAAAAAGAGUAGGUGCAAUGGCGAAGAAACUGGUUAUCUCCUUUGUAUUUUAUUA
Macadamia integrifolia is the source of this 1490-nucleotide messenger RNA. RefSeq names its product 11-beta-hydroxysteroid dehydrogenase A-like. The transcript is spliced from 6 exons. Bases 92 to 1039 code for a protein of 315 amino acids. Gene Ontology annotation, molecular function: oxidoreductase activity. The record is from RefSeq and is a predicted model, not a curated record. Lineage: Eukaryota; Viridiplantae; Streptophyta; Magnoliopsida; Proteales; Proteaceae.